CCUGCCUGUGGUUUGUGGUGCCUGGAAAGAAAGAUGUCUCUGCCCGCUGAGCCGUUGACGUGCGUCUCGCCCGUAGACGGGCGUUACGCGUCCAAAACAGCGGAUCUGCGCCCAUACUUUAGUGAGUAUGGCCUCAUGCGCAACCGAGUCCGGGUCGAAGUGGCCUGGCUUCGCUUCCUGGCUGGCAUCCCAGAGAUCACUGAGGUUGAACUGAGCGCCGAAGCACUGCAAGAACUGCAGGCCGUUGCAGACAACUUUAGUCUCUCCGACGCCCAGGCCAUCAAGGACAUCGAGGCCACCACUCGUCACGAUGUCAAAGCCAUUGAGUACUUUUUGAAACAAGCUACCGAGGGCAACAGCGAGCUGCGCGCGGUGAGCGAGUUUAUUCACUUUGCCGCCACGUCGGAGGACAUCAACAACCUCAGCUGGGCCCUGUGCCUCAAGGACUUUCGCACUGAGGUGCUUCUACCUUCCAUGCGCGAAGUCAUCACGGCCAUUGGUGCCUUGGCUGAGGAGCUCGCGGAGGUGGCCAUGAUGUCCCGCACCCACGGCCAACCGGCCACGCCCUCCACCAUGGGCAAGGAGCUGGCCAACUUUGCCUACCGCCUCAAGCUCCAGUAUGAUCAGCUGGCCGCCGUCGAGAUUCGCGGCAAGAAAAACGGUGCUGUCGGCAACUACAACGCUCACAUCAGUGCCUACCCACACUUGCGAUGGGGGGACCUCGGUCGCCAAUUUGUUGAGGGUCUCGGCCUGGUGCACAACCCUUACACCACACAGAUUGAACCCCAUGACUUUGUUGCCGAGUACUUUCAUGCUGUGACACGCUUCAACACGAUCCUUUUGGAUCUGGACCGAGACAUGUGGUCUUACGUCUCACUGCGCUUCUUCCGUCAGCGCAAAUUGGCUGGUGAGGUGGGAUCCUCCACCAUGCCUCACAAGGUCAAUCCGAUUGACUUUGAAAACUCCGAGGGGAACCUUGGCCUGGCCAACGCCGUGAUGGAGUUUUUGGCUCGCAAGCUGCCCGUGUCGCGCUGGCAGCGUGAUCUCACUGACUCCACCGUUCUCCGUAAUAUGGGAGUCGGCCUGGCUCACUCCAUGAUCGGCUACAAGUCGACCCUGCAUGGCUUGAAAAAAGUGGAUGUCGACACGGCUGUCAUCGCCGCCGAUCUGGCCGCCCACUGGGAGCUCUUGGCAGAGCCCAUCCAGACCGUCAUGCGCCGCUAUGGCGUGGCCAACCCCUACGAGAAGUUGAAGGAGUUCACUCAGGGCAAGCAAGUGGACCAGUCCACCAUGGCCUCGUUCAUCGACAGCAUUCGUGCUGACCUGCCGGCAGAAGAGGUGGAGCGUCUUCUGGCGCUCACGCCCGCCACAUACAUAGGCAAUGCCGCUGAGCAAACCCGCCAGUUGGCGCAGUACCUCAAGUUUGACUGAGGGAGAGGCCGUCAGGAUCGGCUUCCCGACUUGAGUCGCCCUUGACUCCCGCUAUUGCUAGGUUGUUAUCGUGUCAUUUCUCUUUCCGGAUUUCUUGCUGCCCACGCGCUCAUCGCCAGGUGGUCUUUCUUGUUCAAUCCCUUGGCCCACUCUCCCUGGUUGUCAUCCGAGGAAAGCGUCUAAAAUUGAUGUUUGCAUUGU
Molecule: messenger RNA, 1632 nt
Organism: Monosiga brevicollis MX1
Lineage: Eukaryota; Choanoflagellata; Craspedida; Salpingoecidae
Exons: 3
Coding region: 34-1431 (465 amino acids)
Biological process (GO): IMP biosynthetic process
Molecular function (GO): N6-(1,2-dicarboxyethyl)AMP AMP-lyase (fumarate-forming) activity
Source: RefSeq, a predicted model, not a curated record